UUGGGCUGUGAGGGUUUUAUCAGCUCAUCUAUGGGGAAGGAGAAAACAUCUCUGAGAAGUGUUCUAUCUGGGAAAGAGUAUUAUUUGCUUCUCUCAAACUUUUCUAUCUUUAUUGCUUCCCAUAGGUUUGCAACAACGGUAAAGGAGGAUAUUGUAAAUGACAAUGAAGAUUCUGAGCCAUCAGUGCCUGAGCAAAAUGCCAUGAUUCCAAUGCAUGAGCAAAAUUAUUAAAUGAGCAAAAUUAAUUAGGAUCACAAAGUGCAAUUUUAGUAAUUUAGACAAUUCAGUCCUUUUCCUUUCCUUUUUAUUUCUACAUCUGUUAAAACCUCUGCAUCUGAAAGGAAUACAAAGAGAAUUCUCCUCAGUGACAAUUUCUUACAAUUAGCAAAUAUUUGGCUUAUAAAAGUCUGUUUAGACUGGAUUGCUGGAAGUCAGUGGUUGCAAUCCCAUCAUGAAGUGGAACAUGCGUCAGCAUGUGUCUUACUAUCAGCUAUGGAAGAGAAUUAUGUGGCCUUCAGAUUGCUUCUUUGCUUUCAAGUUGUGCCUAUCAGUCCACUUGCUGAAAGUUGUUCAUGCAUGUCUUCCUUUUCUUAUCUAAUAAUAACACCCUCCACAGUUUUAAACUUCUAUAUGCAUAUUUACAGGGUUCUUUGAAACUUCUGUGGUUUUAAAAAAUAUUUGCAGUAAAUGCAGGUAAGAAUAUUUUUUUUAAAAAAUAAAAGGACUUCAGAGCAAACGUGUAGUACUGACUUUAAAGAUAGGUACCAUAUGGCUUAUCUUUAUACACUUGGGUAGCUGGUGAUCACAGAAUCACAGGGUAGAUAAGCAACUCUGUGCUGAAAGCUCACAAGAUUUGUGUUCCAGCUGUGACUCUGAGUAAGUGAUAGAUAUAUAUAUAUAUAUAUACACACAUCUAGAGAGAGAGAUAUAUCAGACAGAAAAAUAAUCAGAAAUGUGGAACUACUGGAGGAGAGCCAAACCACAGUGUAGGCAAGAAUUCCAUGUCCAUACUAUGACAAUGAACUGACAUGAAGGUGAAUAAUCAUAAAGGAAGGUAGAUGAUUAACUUGUUAAAAAUAAGGACUCUAAAAUUAAGUGAGACCCAUAGCCCAAAAUGGUCAAAAAGUACUUUGGGUAUGAAUAUGGAUAAGUAGAUGAAUCAGUAUAAGAGAACAGCUUCAAGCAACCAUUCUUCAAGGAAAUAACUCUCAGGAUUGUAUUUCUCCAUCUCUGUCUUGAUUUACCAGCUUGAGCCUUUCAGCAAUGGAUCACGAAGGACCACCAGCAGAUGCUAAAGGAACUGAUGGGAAUAUACAAACAGAAGAAACUGCUCUCUUGAACCACUGUGCUCAGCAACCUCCGGAACCGACAGCAGGGUCUUCAAUACCUGCAAGAACACGGAGGCGAUUGUUUACUUGUCCUCCUCAAGGUUUACUGGCCCAAACAGUGACAAAUGUUGCGGUCGUGGUCCUGGUUUGGGCUGUGGUUUGGUCCAUCACUGGGACUGAGUGUCUCCCAGGUGGAAAUCUGUUCGGAAUUCUGUUUCUUUAUUUUUUUGCUGUUAUUGGAGGUAAAAUUUUUGGAUUAAUUAAAAUACGAGCAUUACCCCCUCUCCCUGCUCUUCUGGGGAUGCUACUUGCUGGCUUCCUCAUCCGAAAUACCCCGUUCAUUAGUGACAUGGUCCAGAUAAACCUACGCUGGUCUGCAGCACUGAGGAAUAUUGCUCUUUCAAUUAUCCUGACCCGAGCAGGACUUGGCCUGGAUCCAAAGGCCCUUAAGAAGCUCAAAGCGGUCUGUUUACGGCUUUCUUUCGGACCGUGCCUCUCAGAAACGUGCACAGCAGCUGUUCUUGCCCACUUGCUCCUGCAUUUGCCAUGGCAAUGGGGAUUUAUAUUAGGUUUUGUUCUAGGUGCAGUCUCCCCUGCUGUGGUGGUUCCUUCAAUGCUGAUUUUACAAGCUGGGGAAUAUGGGGUGGAGAAAGGUGUCCCAACUUUGCUAAUGGCAGCUGGCAGCAUUGAUGACAUUUUGGCUAUCACAGGCUUCAACACUUGCCUUGGGAUGGCUUUCUCUUCUGGCUCUACUCUGUACAACGUGCUCCGUGGCGUGCUGGAGGUUGCUGUUGGCAUAGCAGCUGGGGGGAUUCUGGGAAUGUUUGUUCGAUAUUUCCCAAGCCAUGAUCAGGCAUCUCUGGCGUGGAAGAGAUCAUAUUUUGUACUUGGGCUAUCCAUGUUCGCUGUUUUUGGCAGCAUCUACUUUGGCUUCCCUGGAUCAGGAGGGCUCUGCACCUUAGUCUUAGCUUUUGUUGCAGGUGUGGGAUGGUCUGAUGAAAAGAGGGAAGUAGAAAAAAUAGUGGCAGUUGCAUGGAAUAUCUUUCAACCUUUUCUUUUUGGUUUAAUUGGAGCAGAAGUAGCUGUUACUUCUCUUAGGCCUGAAACUGUGGGGCUUUGUGUUGCUACAUUAGGCAUUGCCCUAGUUGUGAGAAUCAUAGCAACGUUCCUGAUGGUGUGUUUUGCUGGGUUUAAUUUCAAGGAGAAAGUAUUUGUCUCAUUGGCAUGGAUUCCCAAAGCUACUGUCCAGGCUGCAAUAGGUUCCCUUGCCCUGGAUACAGCAAGAAGUCAUCAGGAUGAGCAACUGGAAAAAGCUCUCUUAGCUCAGGAAUCUGCAACCAGUUUCUACAAUACACAGAGAAAGAGCAUCAUGAGAUCAGUCAUGAGGUGUCAUGAGGUAUCAUGAGUACACCCUGUCUACAGGAAUCCAAAUGCACUUGCUGACCUUAUGUGAAGGACUUGGAACAUACUGAAGAAGAGAGGAAAAAUAAUUGGUUACUGAAAAAAAUUUCCAAAUUGAGUAUCUAACCUGACUGUUGUCAAAGAGGUGGAUCACUACAAAGUUACUCUGAACUUCAAGGUAGACCAGAUGUUCCAACAGGUAAACCAUAACAAGAAGGAGGGUACCUAUCAAGUGUGUCAUGAAUACAACUGGGUUGAGGUUGACACACAAAAUGUCUCAAAUCAGAAUUAAGUGUAAUUAAAAGAGAUGGGCAAAUAAACCGCAAGUGGUAUCUCAAUACAGCCUGAAACUCCCUUAUAUGAGAUCAAAAUUGCAACAGUAGUCAUGUCUAUGGGGGACUCAUAACCCUAUGGGUUCAUCCAAACCAAACAGGAACACAGUAGCUGUAACCUUUGAGCAAGGAAAUUAGAAACAAACAGGAAUAGGAAGAAGAAGGAUAUUGUUUUCCAUGGUUAUUAUUUAAUAUUUGUAUCAUGCUAACUGGUGAUGAAGAUUUUUGUCCUUACUAGCCAAUGAUUUCUUAAUGUAUUUCUAAUCUGGGAGCCUCUGGGAAGCUCCGAAAUACAUGAAUGUGCACAUUAAUUAUAAACCGACUUGCUAAAGCCAAAAGACUGCCAGAAGCUCAUCCUUUUAAAUUUAAAAAUCAGAAUGACUGUACUUCUAGGGCAUGAGAGACAAUACUGUCACAAGGUAGAAAAAGUAACAUAUCUUUGGACUUGGUGGGCAGGGAUGGGAGAAAAGCUUUACACAAACUAAUGCAAUGAUAUCUCCUACAACUGUGUUUCUGAAGCAUAUUUACAGCAAUUCACAAGACUGUUUAUUUGCACAGCUGAUAACUGAGAAUUCAGCAAUUACAGUGAUCCUGGAGAUUCUUUAUUAGUCCUGCUGCAUGGGAAGAGGCAGUCUCUAGAGACAGAAAUGGAGAGUAUCAGAAGAGGUUAGUCUUCAAACUUGACUUGUGUUAAGACACAGGUCAAUCCCAAAGGCAAGUCCUGGAAAGUAUCAGGAACAUGACUGAAAUAGGAAUGCCCAGAGAAUUCUAGGAAGUCGAGGCCACAGACCAUAGGCCACAGUUACAUUUCUGAGGAGAGGUUGUCUUAACUUUUAGUUCCACAGUAACAAGUCCAUAAAAAAAAGAAAAACACACACUGUGAACAGAAAGGGACUGGCCAGUCACUGGGAGUUAGAUCAAAGCAAGCGAUCCCCAAUUGUCUUUCCCCAUCUACUCCUUUGAUAUCUUUCAAUUUUAUUUGUUUUAGCUACUUUCUAUGGAAAUGACCCCACGCAGACCCAAAAGCAGCUUCUUACAGUAGUAACAGCUCAACUGGAAGCCAAAAUUUGAACAAGUAUCAGCUACCAGUCAAAAUGAAGGUUAGAACUGUGAUUGUAUUCUCAAAACUGAUGAAAUUCUUCAUGCACAUUCCAAUUACCCACUCAAUUACGUUCUCUUAAAAACUAAUAAGCAGUUUUAUCCUGUUUUCAGUUGCUUGCUUGGGUUUCUUAAGGGUGUUCUCAUUGCUACACAAACUAAACACAAAGGACUCUACACACCAUUGUAAUAUGCCUAUUAGUUUAUUCAGCAGGUAUGAGAGUAGAGAGGUGACAGUCCUUUUAGCAAUAUAGCACACUUAAUAAAUUAGAAGCCAAAGCUACGGGUAGGUUAGCAAACCACUCUGCAAGUGACAAAUUCAUAGUUCAAAUGGGUUCUGUUAUGAUGGUAUCACACUUCUUUCCCUCAGCACUGUGAAAGAUGAUCCACAAAACUGUUCUCUUCCUGCCUGGCAGCUUCUUAGAAUAAAGUCCCUCUUAACAUGUAGGCCAAGUGUAAGAGAGCCCACACAGAACUCUGUCACGUUUAUGGAAAGAAGCCUAGCACCUAGAUUCUUAUAUAAGCCUUGAAAUUCUGACCACAUGCUAUUUUGAGGUGAAUGUCUCUGCUGUUUUUAUAACAUGUACUAGGAUAAAAAAGCAACAUCAGCAUGAGACAACACUGCUCAUUUCAGUGAACUCGACAAGGGAAGGGUAAAGCAGCUAUGACAAGGAACUGAAAGAGGCUUCUGAGCACCAGUAGUGCAAAAAUUCAGAUAUCCCCUUUCAAACCCAAGGUCAAACGUUCCUUCCUUCCUCCCUCAUCGCUUUCACCUCCAGGAAUUUUGCACUAGAUGUUAACAGCCUUCCUCUCUCCAAGCAAGCAGUUUUGCACCGUGAUUUGGUGAGGUCACAACAGACAACAGGUCGUCUCAAGAUUUUUAACCAGCACUCUAUGCAACAUCCUACGCAACAGGAUCCUUCCUAUACUUUUAGUCUGUUGUUUCUACACCUGAUGCACUACAGAAACUAAAGCUGCAUUUGCCUGGAGGCCAAUGAAGAUUUACUGAAGCAAUAAGAGAGCUAACAAUUGAAGGACUGCACUGUUCCAAAUCUGGGUCCUGGCCUGCCUUCACAAAUAAGGUCUAUGCUAGCAAGUGUUGGUCCUUGACUAACUUCAGUAGAUGCCACCAAAGGACAAAUCCUAGUGCACUUUAAAUGUUUUAAGAUCAAUAUUAUUUCUCACCUUCAAAAAAAAAAACAAACAAAAAAAAAGCAUUUGGCACGUUUGAUAUGUCAUUUGCCAAAGAAUAUGCUACUCUGUAAUUUGAAAUGGUUCUAAACACAAAAAAAAUCAAUGAAUAUUAACUUCUCUAUUGUCUACUAGUCUUUCUCUAACACUAAUUCAAUAGAUAUGAUCCUGUAAGUGUAGCAUUCCAUCCGGGACAGUAAGCUCCUGCUGCAAAACAACACCCAGAAUUGGAAAUUACCUGCUCUUGGAGACAUACGAUGUUAGGACAGGUCAGACUAAAACCACAACAACAAUACAGAAGAGGCAGCACUUGCUAAAGCAAUCCAGUUUUCUGAGAUGAAACUUUAGAUUGACAGCAGCUCUGAAUACAGAGACGUACAAGACUCUUCAAUGAGCAGUGAGGUUUCAAUUACUUUCAAUAACUUUUAAACACUAAGAGGGGAUGACUUUUUAAUUUAGGUUCCUAGGAUGUGGCAUCCUAUGAUUUCCUUUUGAAAAGCCUCACCAUAUUGCAUUUACCCUACUUUAAGCACCACUUUUGCUGGUUUUUCCUGUAUUCAUUCAUAUCCUCCCUAAGAGGAAGAUAUACAAGCAUGACAGCAGAUACUAGUCUAGUCUAGCUGACUGUUGAAAAAAAAUGAAAAAAAGUAUAAAAUGUUGUCUCUAUAGCUAUGUAUUUUUAAUUAUACCUCCGUUGCCCUUUCUAGAGAGUUUAACACAAGACCAGUCAAAGAAAUCACUAAGAACAAGUGGCAGUGGAUUUUUUUUCAGGUAUGCUCAUUAAAUCCUAC
Messenger RNA from Apus apus (common swift), 6141 nucleotides. Its product is annotated as sodium/hydrogen exchanger 9B2-like. The record is from RefSeq and is a predicted model, not a curated record. Bases 1264 to 2733 code for a protein of 489 amino acids. Gene Ontology annotation, biological process: proton transmembrane transport. The transcript has 13 exons. Gene Ontology annotation, molecular function: antiporter activity. Lineage: Eukaryota; Metazoa; Chordata; Aves; Apodiformes; Apodidae. Gene Ontology annotation, cellular component: membrane.